AUGGGACAUACCGCGGCCAACCACGACAACGCCCGCCGAGGACCGUGUCCACGAAGCCACAAAGGACAUCGACCAGGUGCAACAGCAAGCGGCGCAGAGCAUGCCGCCGACUGGUGGCUGAUCCCACCAACGAGGCAGAAGACCAGAGCCGCCGCCUCAAAGGCCGGCUCGGUGCUCGAAGACGUCUCCCUCAUCCUACUCCAAACCACACACUUCAACCUCCUCGUCCUCCUCCACCUGGCGCACAUGUUGCGCCCAACCGGAACCAAGAAGUGCAAGUGCAGAACCCUCGCCUGCGUGAACAAGGCCCGCGAGCUCCUGGGCCACUACAUCAGGUUUCGGCCCUGCACCUCUGCCCCCGUCGGGAGGUGGGACCGCGGCGCCAACGACGACGACGCGAGCUUCCCCGUUCACCAGCAGCCGGGCGAACAGGACGAGGCCGUCGAUUUCCUGAUGGACGGAAUGGAUGGGAUGGAAGCGGAUGGUCCCGGCGGCGGUGAUUUGCAGCUCGAGAGGACCGCUUCCAUACUGAGGGUGCUCUAG
Colletotrichum higginsianum IMI 349063 is the source of this 543-nucleotide messenger RNA. RefSeq names its product C6 zinc finger domain-containing protein. NCBI's taxonomy places the organism in Eukaryota, Fungi, Ascomycota, Sordariomycetes, Glomerellales, Glomerellaceae. The transcript is spliced from 2 exons. The coding region runs from base 1 to 543 and encodes 180 amino acids. The record is from RefSeq and is a predicted model, not a curated record.